This is a messenger RNA of Aspergillus alliaceus, 1890 nucleotides long. RefSeq lists its product as uncharacterized. The transcript has 3 exons. NCBI's taxonomy places the organism in Eukaryota, Fungi, Ascomycota, Eurotiomycetes, Eurotiales, Aspergillaceae. Bases 444 to 1745 code for a protein of 433 amino acids. The record is from RefSeq and is a predicted model, not a curated record.
ACGUUCUGCAUAUCAUCAUGGUUGUCAGUGCAUCUGCAUCUGUGCCCGGGACAGGAGCCGUCAAGCGGCCGGCUUCCUCUCUGCACGAUGAUUACACUGGAUGGGAAACGGCUCCUGUAAGUCAGACAAAGCCAAGUCCGUAUGAGCUAAUCACUGACUGGACAGUCUGUGGAUGUGCCCUUGCGCACAUCAUUCAACCUCCCUUACACCCAUUAUGCGAUGAUCUACCUCGACAACCUUGGAAGACUCAAGGUUCAAGAGUCUUCAUCAAUCCGGGAAACAAACGGAACAGUCUUCUCUCCUGAUGUACAGGACAAGUUUUUGGAGAUACUUGGAGCAAAGAUCGGAUAUCGCCGGCCAACCGUCCGCAGUACGUAUAGCAGUCACAUCCUGGGUAUCAUGUGCACUUUGACUGAUCACUCCGAGUCGCAGGGUUCUCCGGCAUGAGUGCGUCAGUUUAUGGCUACCCACGCCCUGACGACUAUUCUCAUCACAUGAAGCGACGCAAGACCUCCUUCCAAGAGCAAGCUCUUGAACCACCCUUCCCCGAACCAGUGGAGGAAUUACCUGUCUCUACAAACAUGGUAGGCAUCGAAAUCGGGGAUACUGAGAAAAUCCUCGAGUACUAUGAGAACGCCUUGAAGCAUUUCCAGCAGCUUAACUGCCGCCAGAUCGCCAAAGCCUUCAUUAAGUUCAUCGAGCCCCGCAAGCAAGUAAAGCACCCUUACAAUGGAGGCAAGCCCCGAGCGGGAGCCGCCUCGGGUGAGAAGGGAGACCCGGAGAAGACUAAGCCUGAGUGGUGGCCGGCGGGAGUGGUUCACAAGGAGCCCGAUCACCUCAGGAAAGAACAACGUAUUCGACUUUUAAUUCAUAUCGUGCGGAAACUCGGAAAGUUUGGAAUCACCCCCGACAAGCUGCAAGAGGUCGCACAUGACUCUAAGAGACAGCUGAGGCCAACCUCGAAAAUCGAGGUCCUAGACGAGGUCUUCAAGGUGCGGAGAAUGGAAGAGAGAUACGAGAGAGGUGAAGUUGAUGCCAACAAUCUGGUUUAUGUUCAGAACAGGGAUGCCAACGCUAAGGGUGAUAAAGAUUCAGACACCAUUAGUGAACCGGAGCAAAAAUUAGAACCCGAAGAUCUAGAGGAAGCCGAUGAUGAGUUCUUGACACCGCCGUCAUCAGCCGAGCAAGCUUCAUUUACAUCCACAGUAGACAUGACUAUGGGUGGACACGGCCGCCCCAUGCAUAUGGGCACUGAUAGGGGCCAGUUGUUCCCAUUGCCUGAAUCACUAAGCUUUGGAGAACAGCCUGGGCAGGAGCGUCCGUAUUACGGCAACUCUGAGUACCCCGAGGACUACGCGCAUCCUAUUCUGAAGACCCCUGCAACACCGGCACUCGUCACGCCAAACGAACAGUCCGGCGCAUUCGAUUACUUACAGGCUCCAUUUUCGGCUUCGACGACAGGGGAACCGAUGGUUUCUCACCAGCGCCCGACUGCCUUGCCCAUGCAGCCAUCUGUCAGUCAGUUUGAGGCCUGGACUCCCUCAUACCGACAAAACAUCUUCAACCCUAUGGAAUAUGGCUCUGCACACGGCCAGGGCAUUCCUCAACAUAUGGCUUAUCAGAUGCCGCUGACGGCCAACCCCCACACGGCAGAGCUGGCCCAUACUCCUCAUGGUUUACCCAAAGGCAGUCCCUUCCGCACUGGAUCCUUAAGUCACCCUCAUAUGGUACCUCACCAUGCAUAAAUCUUUCUGUCGCAACUUGUAUCGAGGCAGUAAAAUUGCGACAUCAGUCUAAGCUCGAAUGACACGCACGAUUUGUAUGAACCUUCAAUAGACCUCCGCUUGGCGAUCUCACGCAACCCUCUUCAGACAAGUUUGUCACCCAGUA